This is a messenger RNA of Hydra vulgaris (swiftwater hydra), 2005 nucleotides long. Its product is annotated as arylsulfatase B. Lineage: Eukaryota; Metazoa; Cnidaria; Hydrozoa; Anthoathecata; Hydridae. The record is from RefSeq and is a predicted model, not a curated record.
AUUUAAUUUUAAUGAAAAGUUUAUUUUUAAUUCAGAAAUUUUCAGAAUAUGAUAUAUCUGGUAUUUUUCUAUGCUGUAACUUUGGUUAAUUGCAAAUCACCUCAUAUUAUCAUGAUUGUUGCCGAUGAUAUGGGUUUCAAUGAUGUCAGUUUUCAUGGAUCAAAACAAAUACCAACUCCAAAUAUUGAUAAGAUUGCAAAAGAAGGUGUUAUACUUAACAACUACUAUGUCUUACCAAUUUGCACACCUUCAAGAAGUGCUAUAAUGACCGGAAGGUAUCCUAUUCACACAGGUAUGCAAAGUGACACUAUAUUUGCUGCUAAUGCUUGGGGCGUAGGUUUGGAUGAAAAGUUUUUACCUCAGUAUUUGAAAAAUGUUGGUUAUCAGACCCAUGCAAUUGGCAAGUGGCAUUUGGGAUUUUUUUCUAAAGAGUACACUCCUACCUAUCGUGGUUUUGAUUCGUUUUAUGGAUAUUAUGGAGGACAAGCAGAUUAUUGGGACCAUUCUUUAGCUUCUAAUGGUUGGUGGGGUUUAGAUUUGCAUUAUGACACACCGUCAUCAAGCAAAAAUAUAUUUAAUCAAUGGGGAAAUUAUAGUACUGCAAUGUAUUCAAUGGAAGCUAUCGAUAGGAUUCGCAAUCACAACUCCACUCAACCAAUGUUUCUUUAUCUUGCUUAUCAAGCAGUUCACAGUGCAAAUUUAAGAGAAUAUCCUUUGCAAGCUCCUCAAGAAUGGGUAGAUAAAUUCUCACACAUAAAACACAAAGGAAGACAAAAUUAUGCAGCCAUGUUGGGUGUAAUGGAUCACUGGAUUGGUCAGAUUACCUCAGAGUUGUUAAAGCAAAACAUGCUCGAUGAUUCAAUCAUAAUCUUUACAUCAGACAAUGGUGGACCUGCAAAUGGUCUUAACAAUAAUUGGGCAACUAAUUAUCCAUUAAGAGGCACCAAAACAACUGUCUAUGAAGGUGGUGUUAGAGGUGCUGCUUGUAUUUGGAGUAAAGAACUUUCAAAAAAUCCCAGAGUUUCCAAUGAUUUAAUGCAUAUUACUGAUUGGCUUCCUACUUUGCUUAGUGCAGCUGGUGUUGACACUACUUUACUUCCUAAUCUUGAUGGUUUAAAUUUAUGGGAUACUUUGAUCAAUCAAGUGCCUUCACCAAGAACUGAAGUUCUUAUAAACAUUGAUCCACUUCUUUAUAUGAAUGCUGCUUUGCGUGUUGGCGAUUGGAAAAUUGUAAAGCAAAAUAAUUUUUAUGAUGGCUGGUAUCCCCCACCAGAAAUCAGUAAUGAAAUUGAAGAGUACGAUGUUCAUUGUUCCCCUCCUCCACUUUUACCUAGAAGUUGUGAUAAAAAAGAUGGAAAACUUUGUUUAUUUAACAUCAAGUAUGAUCCGUGUGAAUACAUUGAUUUAUCAGCUUCAAAUCCACAUAUUUAUCAGUUUAUGUUAGAGCGAUUAAAUUUCUAUAAUAAAAGCAUGGUAGAAUCUCGCCGAAACACUUUUCGAGAUCCUCUUGCAGAUCCAAAAUUAUACAAUGGCGUGUGGAAAUCUUGGGUUUCAAGCUAGUCUCUAGAGCUGUAUUGUAUUGUGAUGGUAUUUUAAGGAAUAAUUUAAUUAGAAGUUUUUUAAUUGUAAUUUAAAACACUAAAAACAAUCCGGUAUGCUCACCAUGUUAAAAAACAGGUAAACCAAAAAGUCUAACUUUAUUCAAAUUCAACAAAUCAUGUUAUUUAAAAAAACUUAUUUAAAAUAUUUUUUUUGUUGAAAAGAGAGGAACAUUCGGUGAUAAACAACUCUUUAAACAAGAUUGCAAAGAGUAGAAUGUGGAGUAGAAACAAUGCAAAGAGUAGAAUGUGGAGUAGAAACAAACUCGCUGUUUAGAAUGCGUGCUGCGGUUGAGUGCUGAAAUCAUCCAAUAAUUGUUAUUCUUCUGAUAAUUUUUAAACCUAUUGUUUUUUUACUUUUUCAGUUUAAACUUUUUUAUCGUUUUUUUAUUAAAGCUACUCAUACA